Frankliniella occidentalis (western flower thrips) is the source of this 1436-nucleotide messenger RNA. Its product is annotated as tetra-peptide repeat homeobox protein 1-like. Lineage: Eukaryota; Metazoa; Arthropoda; Insecta; Thysanoptera; Thripidae. The transcript has 2 exons. The record is from RefSeq and is a predicted model, not a curated record. Bases 117 to 1100 code for a protein of 327 amino acids.
AGCUCGGCGCCGAGGUCGUGCUCUUUUCGCGGUCAACCUAUAUGGCUAUAUAUAUAAGACCACCGGUCAUUGCUUUUUCUCGCUAGUCUGUCGCACUGCAGCCAACUAAGCACAACAUGAGGGUUCUCACGGUGUUCGCGACGCUGUGCCUCGCGGCGUCGUGCCUGGCCGCCGACACGCCCAAGGAGAAGCGCGGCCUGGACCACGGCAUCGGUCUGGGCUACGGCGGCGGAGGUUACGGUGGUGGCGGCGUCGUCCUGGGCGGGUCGUCCCUCGGCGGCAUCGGCCUGGGCUACGGCAGCGGCGUCGCCCUGGGCGGCUCCUCCAUUGGCAUCGCGUCCUCGGGGCUCGCCCUCGGCGGCGGCGCGAUCGGCGUGGGCUCCGGGCUCGUCCAGCAGGCCGUCCCCGUGGCGGUCCAGCAGGCCGUCCCCGUGGCGGUCCAGCAGGCCGUGCCCCACACGGUCACCACGGUGGUGCGACGCGUGCCCGUGUCCGUGCCGCAGCCCUACCCCGUGGUCAUCAACCGGCCCGUGCCCGUGUCGGUGCCGCAGCCCUACCCGGUGGCCGUGCCGCGCGCCGUGCCCGUGUCCGUGCCGCAGCCCUACCCCGUGGCGGUGCCCCGCGCCGUGCCCGUGGCGGUGCCCCGUGCCGUGGCCGUGCCCGUCGCCCAGCCGUACGCCGUGCGGGUGCCGCAACCCGUCGCCGUGCCCCAGGCGGUGCCCGUGCCGUACAGCGUGCCCGUCGCUCAGCCCGUGGCCGUGCCGCAGCCCGUGGCCGCCGUCAGACACGUUCCCACGGUGGCCGUUGCUCAGCCUGCCCUCGCAUACAGUAGCUCAACUCUUGGUCUCGGCUCUGGCAUCGGUGUCAGCUCUGGAAUCGGCCUCGGAUCCGGCAUUGGCUACGGCGGUAUCUCCUCCGGCUACGGUGGCAUCUCCUCCGGCUACGGCGGCAUCUCCUCUGGCUACGGCGGCAUCUCCUCUGGCUACGGCGGCAUCUCCUCUGGCUACGGCCUCGGCCACGGCCUCGGCAUCUCCUCCGGAUACGGCCUAGGACACGGCCUCUCACUGGGAGCCAGCAAGGUUGUGUCCUACGGCCACUAGAGUUGAUGGAGGUCAAGACAUCACUUCUAGUCUCGCGGGCGGCAGAAGAGGGCAGUGCGUAGGGUAUGACGUGCAUUAGUCCCAACUGAAAAAUCACGGGCAGUGAAACCUCCCCAUGCACAGUCAGCCUCCUCCAUCCACCUGUAAAAAGUAAACAUGGCGUGCGUUCGACUUUUGUUUAAACAAUCUUGCUUGCCGAUGUUUUUCCUCUCCUAGCUUACAUGUCAAAAUAUGAGACUACUGUGAACGGACUGAAAGCCGAAACAUUGAUUUUUUUUAUGCUCGUGAAUUAAACCAUUGAAGAAGGGUUGUGGACACAAAGUCGAAAAAACAAAA